This is a messenger RNA of Rosa chinensis, 838 nucleotides long. RefSeq lists its product as uncharacterized. The transcript is spliced from 6 exons. Bases 102 to 575 code for a protein of 157 amino acids. The record is from RefSeq and is a predicted model, not a curated record. NCBI's taxonomy places the organism in Eukaryota, Viridiplantae, Streptophyta, Magnoliopsida, Rosales, Rosaceae.
UGGUGACCCUUUAUUCGGGUUGGGAUGUGUGAAGGUCCCUAAUUGGUUUUCUCCUUCUCUCUCCUCAGUCCCCAACUUCUCAGUCUCCUCAUAUCGAAGUCAUGAAAUCGGAGUCAAGCACGGAUGCUGGUGCUGCUGGUCUGGAGAACAAAUCAAGUUCAUCAUCUCAGGCGGAUGAGAUUGAGCAGGAGGUGAGUUUGGAGAAGCAGAGGAGAGAAGAGGUAUCUCUGUAUGAUGAUGUUUCCGAGGAACCAAAGGUUGGGGAGUUCAUUGUAAAGUAUCCCUCUUCUGAGUCACCGAUAUUCCACAAAUGUUCUUGGAGACGUGAUUCUCGAAAUGACUCUGAUGGUGUGCCAAGAUUCCCACCUCUUGUGAUCCCUAAAGAUGCUGGAGCUGAUCGAAAUCCUCUGCACUCGGUAACUGGCUUACCUCCAGUUCCACUCAAUAUUAUAGUGGGAUAUGCUGUGCCUUUAAUAGCAGAUGCUCACGAGAGAGAGACACGCAAGCGAGAACCGGGAUAUGAUGAGGUCGAGUACCGAAAUAUGAUGAGGUCGUUUCUGAUGAGUGAGGACUGAGGACAGUUCAAGUGCUUUUGGGUUACUCUUACGUACUUACAGCUGAUUACCUUUUGUGUGCUUUCAAAUCAGCAUUCAGUUUAGUUGAUCUUAAUUAAACUAGGUGCUAAUAUAUUCCCAUUUUGUGGUGGUUCUACACCGCCCAUCUUGUAAAGCUACUACAGCGUAAGUUGUCAAGGUCGGAGACUUUUUCAGGUGUUCCGAAUUUAAUGCAGUAUUUGUUACUUGUUUUGAAUCGAUGAUAACUGUAUUCCCAGAAUUUA